Ochlerotatus camptorhynchus is the source of this 2299-nucleotide messenger RNA. RefSeq lists its product as uncharacterized. The transcript has 3 exons. NCBI's taxonomy places the organism in Eukaryota, Metazoa, Arthropoda, Insecta, Diptera, Culicidae. Bases 85 to 1941 code for a protein of 618 amino acids. The record is from RefSeq and is a predicted model, not a curated record.
GAAGAAACCCCAAGUUGCGAGUGUCACAAAAGGUCUCGAGACGAAUUACAUCAGGAACGAAAAUAACCGCUGAACAAUUUUAUAAUGCUUCGGCGAAUCCUCUUGCACGCGCUGAAGACCGUCGGGCCACCAAGCAGAACGAACCAACUUACCCGUCAUAUUGCAGUCUCAUCACACGUUACGAACAACUCUUUCACCAAAGAUUUGCAGCAAUCGUCUAAUAGUUUGAUCCAAAUCCAAACCGAGUCCUACUUGAACAUGCUGAAGAAUGCAAACGACGCCAAGGAAGUGUUGGAAUUCAUGCCCACUUUAGACAAACGCAAAAUCGACCGACAGGCGGUCACCCUGGCUGCACUGAAAGCUCUUUUCGAACUGCAUAAGCUAGGCAAGACCAGCGUCCAAAGGCAAGACGUCCUGAACCACCCACGCUUUGCCGAACUCUGCAAAGUUUUGAAAUACGAAGCACGCUCCUUUGUGAUGAACGACAUCACGGAGAGCUUGAAGAUACUAACCUACUUUGGGGUGAGGUCGAAUAGCGAGAUUAUGACGGUGUUCCUACAGCUGCUUCGCCAUCAGAUCAACGAUGUCACGUUGGAUCACAUUGUAUUUCUGGAUUUUAUACUGAAAAAGAUGGACAGAAGUCCAUUGGUCGAAGCGCUACAGUUGGCGCUUCCGAUGUUGCUGCAGAUUCAAAUCUCCUACAAGAUGGACCACGAGAAUGUUCAACAGUUGGUGGAUCUCAUUGGGUUCGUAGCGCAACACCGGGUAUCUGAUCGAUGCAUUAUGAAUGUCGUCAGUGCACUUACAAUGCACGGCACAAGCAUGAGCGGAUCGCAAGCUGCUGAUGUUCUAAAGGCUCUAACGGACUUUAAUACAUUAGAGCAGCCUCAUUUGAAAUUGUUGGAAAAUGUUUACCAAACGUUGAUUGAGAAGAUCGAUGAUACCAAUUUCAAAACCAUCGAUUUCGUGAUGAAAAAGAUUGUCGAAAAGAACCUUGACAAGUAUCCGAUGUUCUACAAUGAUGCCUAUUUCAAACGCUGUGCCCAAUUUGUGGUGGAUUAUGACAUGGGAAUAAUGAAUGCGCUCUACUUCCAGAAGAAGUUGAACAAGAUUGCUUACCUGCAUGUCCCAUUGCUGGACUACAUAGGGUCUCAAGCGGAGAAUCUAUCGAUUGUUCCUAACUCGGGCAUCAUAGCCACUGUAGCAGCAUUCUCGAAUGCCGACUACCGACCACACAACUGGGAACCGAUCAAAACGGAAAUAGCUCGACAUUCAUCCAUAACAAACCCAUCGAUUCCGUGGAUUCGCUACAACUUGGAGCUGUUAUCGUUGGGCAUCUUCAACAAGUCAAUGCUUGAACAGUAUUUGGAUGCUGCCGCAUUGGACAGAAGCAUGAAUCGUAACACGAUAGUCGAUUAUCUGCAAUUGUUGGAACUCUCACAAACGCUUCAGCUGCUCUUCCCGGAAUACGAUGGACCUCUGCCGGAUAAGCGUUACAUCGAAAAGGGCACCGUACUGCUGCUGCAGAACAAUGAACUUCCUUUGCACAAACCUCUAGAGUUUGUUUUCGGUGGCGAAGGAAGCGUUCUAUCGCAGGUGACGUCCAACUAUGGGCAUGUGUUGGACCACGUGUUGGUGUUCGAUCGAGAAGGGCGUGUGGUGAAGCAGCAAAUCCAGGGUAAUGACGAGCAGGAUUCGGCGCGGAUAGAGGACAUUACCAGCAACGGUAACCGGGUCAUCGUCGUCCUAUGCCUGCCGAAGAGCUACUACGCAGUGAACAUCAACCGACUGCGCGGUCGCUUUGCCAUGCACAUCAGGACGAUUGAAGCGCUGGGAGUUUCUGUUGUGCCCAUUCCGUAUCAAAUGUGGUCUAAUCUACCGGAAGCUGAGCGGUUACCAUUCCUGGAGCGGGAGUUGCGAGCGAAGGUGGUGAAGACCUAAAGCGAUGGCCGUUCGGAAUGGUUUAAUAAACGGUUAUGAAAGUACAUUUUGCAUGAUUUUCUUUAUUUCGAUCUCAAUAGUCGAUACAGAAGAGAAAGCACCACGUCUAUGAAGCUAUCAAUUUGGGAGAAAAUGUUUACAAGAUUCAAUGCUUUUUUAUGGUUUUGCACGCGGUAUAUUUUGCGCGGAUCGAAAAAGUAGAUUUUGAGGCUACUGAGAGAAAUUUCAACAUUUAUUCAAACUAUUUUUUCUGAAUUGAAAAUGUAGCGCAUCGCAAGUGAUUUUUGAUUCAGUUUCCACCGCGAAGACGAAGGACCAAGUGAAGGGUAGACUCCUUCUGGAUAUUGUAGUCGGAAAG